Messenger RNA from Populus nigra (black poplar), 1448 nucleotides. RefSeq names its product mitogen-activated protein kinase kinase kinase 18-like. The transcript has a single exon. Bases 89 to 1447 code for a protein of 452 amino acids. The record is from RefSeq and is a predicted model, not a curated record. Gene Ontology annotation, molecular function: protein kinase activity; ATP binding. Gene Ontology annotation, biological process: protein phosphorylation. Lineage: Eukaryota; Viridiplantae; Streptophyta; Magnoliopsida; Malpighiales; Salicaceae.
UAUAGAAUAUAACUACCAAUGCAAACAAUUCAGCAAGCAUAAUACACAUUCUUUAAAUUUUGUCAGACCCCCCACCUUUCUCUCCAAAAUGGACUGGACUAGAGGCCAAACCAUUGGCCAUGGCUCCUCGGCCACCGUCUCGAUGGCCAAGGCCAACCGGUCCGGUCAAGUCUUUGCGGUUAAGUCAGCUGAGCUAUUGAAAUCGGAGUCUCUCCAAAGAGAGCAAAGUAUUCUUUCAACAUUGAAGUGUCCACAAAUUGUGGUGUACAAGGGGUGUGACAUUACUAACGAGAAUGGUAAGUUGUUCUAUAAUCUUUUCUUGGAGUACAUAUCCGGUGGCACGCUUAUCGAUGCGAUUCGGGAGGGCGGAGGCUGUCUCGACGAGGCUAUGAUCAGAUUGUAUGCCCGGACGAUUUUGCUUGGCCUUGAGUACCUUCAUUGUAAUGGUAUAGUGCAUUGUGACAUUAAGGGUCAUAAUAUUUUGCUCACCGGUGAUGGGGCAAAAAUUGCUGAUUUGGGUUGUGCUAAGAGGGUUGAUGAGGUGUCGGGGGAUAUUGAUUUGAAAGCGACAGCGCCAAUUGCAGGCACUCCGCUUUACAUGGCACCUGAGGUGGCGCGUGGGGAGCACCAAGGGUUCCCUGCUGAUAUCUGGUCUGUCGGGUGCACCGUUGUUGAGAUGGCUACCGGACAAGCUCCAUGGGUGAAUGUCUCAGACCCAGUUUCAGCCCUUUACCAAAUUGGGUUUUCAGGUAACGUGCCAGAGAUUCCAAGCUUCAUGUCUAAGCAAGCCAAGGACUUUUUGAGCAAGUGCCUGAAGAGGGACCCAGGAGAAAGGUGGUCAGCCAGUGAACUGCUUAAGCAUGAUUUCAUUACCGAGGAGCCAAAUUCUGCUUUGAAGGAGAUUAUUAGCAGCACAAAUGUGGACACUCCAACAUGUGUACUGGAUCAAGUCUUAUGGGACUCGAUAGAGGAGUUAGAGACAACUUGGGAUUUGUCCCAAGAAAGCCCUUCGGUCUCUCCAGUUGAAAGAAUCAAGCAAUUGACUGAAGGCAAUGGAGAAGUGCCCAAUUGGUCAUGGGAUGAUACUUGGAUCACAGUAAGAAGCAACGAACAAGAAAUUGUUCCUUGUAGUGAGGAUUAUAACUUAGCAUAUGCUAGUGGCCACAUUGGCCAUAGUGGGGCAGAGAUAACUUGGGCUAGCAUGGAAUAUGACUUUGUCUUUUUUCUUAAUGAACUCACGUAUAUUAGUGGGAAGAAGACUAGCAGUAGUGGUAGUUGUGGCGAUGGUAGCAGGCAUAAAAUAUUAUUGAUGCCCUGUGAAGGUAGAAAAGGUGCUUUAUGUGGCUGUUCAAAUUUUUUGAAGGAAAUAAACUUCGGUUUUCUACAUGGCAAUGCUUGCACAUGGUUGUUUAAAAAUACAUAUUUCCUCACAAAUCACAGUUGUUAAA